AUGAAGCUAUGGUAUGAGCUGGAAAACAGGGGGUCUGUGGGGCGUGAUCAUCUCGCGCUGGAGCGCACAUUUCUUGCAUGGAUGCGCACUUCGUUGACUCUCGUCAGUAUCGGUAUUGCAAUUGCGCAAUUAUUCCGCCUGCCUGAGCUGAUUCUGGAUCGGGGUAGUUCGUCCCAGCGUCUCUUUUCAUGGGCGUCGACGCCUAUUGAAGGGACACCAUUUGCGGGCGGUAGCUUUAGGAUGCGUACAUUACAGCGUCUAGGAUCGCCAAUCGGCAUCCUGUUUGUGGGCUUUGGCAUCCUCGCCUUGCUUUGUGGCACAGUUCGCUUUUUCCACACCCAGCACAGUUUGAUUCGUGGUCGUUUCAUUCCGAGUCGCGUCGAAGUCUUUGUGCUCGCCAGUGUCACGGGAGCACUUUUGUUGGUCGCACUGGGCGUCAUGGUGUCGGUGGCUACCGGAGUCCUUUAA
Messenger RNA from Malassezia restricta, 468 nucleotides. RefSeq names its product DUF202 domain protein. The transcript is spliced from 2 exons. The record is from RefSeq and is a predicted model, not a curated record. Lineage: Eukaryota; Fungi; Basidiomycota; Malasseziomycetes; Malasseziales; Malasseziaceae. Bases 1 to 468 code for a protein of 155 amino acids.